UACCUUUAUCUCUUCUAUUCUGCCAUUGAGUGUUAAUGAUAGUUUUUAUUCAAUUAUAUUCUGGUUACAGUUAACAUGAACAGUGAAUAUUAUUUUUAGGAUAGAAACUCAUAAUGAAGCAUGUAUCAGUGAUAUAUUUCCUAACGGUGAUGUACUAUGUAAGAUCAAAUGUUGUGGAUACUAUGAAACAACAAAGGCAACUCACCAGUCAGUCAGAUUUCAGCCAUCCCUGUGUGAGAGAAUGUAUCUAUGGAGCCAAUAUGGUCUGCUACUACACAUUCAUAGUGGACUGGUACACCAGCAUGAGUGUGCAGUGUGGCGACUGUCCUUUCACCACUACAGCCUGCUCCAAUCCUGGCUGUAUCGUGGGUGGUGGCAUCGUACGUCCUGUUGUAUCCACCAACCGUAGAAUUCCUGGCCCAGCUAUUUCUGUGUGUGAGAACGACACAGUGAUAGUAGAUGUGACCAACGCCAUGGACAAAGAGCUGCUGACCAUCCACUGGCACGGGGUGCAUCAGGUGGGCUCUCCCUUCAUGGACGGUGGCCCUUAUGUGACCCAGUGUCCUCUUACUCCGGGUGACUCCUUCCGUUACCAGUUUCUGGCCUCCCCACAUGGCACUCAUAUGUGGCACGGACAUAUUGGUUACCAUGAUUCCAGUGGACUAUUUGGGUCUUUGGUUGUGCGACGACAGGAGCCAGACUACAUCAGUUCUCUGUAUGACUAUGAUUUGCCCGAACACACAAUCGUAGCAUGGCACUGGUAUAACCAGACAGAUCGAAAUGUUCUUUCUUCAGUGCUUCACACAGGCCACGAGAUGAUGGGGUUUGGCUUAUUGAUCAAUGGUUAUGCUGCAUUAAAAAAGUUUCCUUUAAAAACAAAUUCAUCAGACUUCGUUUCAACUCCUAGAGCAAAAUUCUUUGUUAACCAAGGGAAGAGAUACAGAUUCCGGUUAUUAGCCAACAGUGUGAUUUAUUGCCCGUUCCAAAUCUCCAUAGACAACCAUACACUUCUUGUGAUUUCUGGGGACACGGAUUCCUUCCAGCCUCUGCCAGUUGAUUCGCUGAUGGUGAAUGCCGGAGAAAGAUUCAGUUUUGUGGUGGAAGCGAACCAGACACCAGGGUGCUACUGGAUGAGAUUCAGAGGCUUGGGUCACUGUGGACCAAUGAUGGCACAGGCACAUGGAGAAGCUUCAGUUUGUUAUCAUGGAGCAAUAUCUGAGCUGACAGACAAUCCUACAUACAGCCAGGGGAAAAGGCUAGGCAGGAUGUUAAACCCUGUUUUCAAUGAUGAAGAUUACUCCGAAGUUGAACAGAUUUCAUUAAGUGAUCUAACGGGUCUAGAAGUAGAGAAGUACAGCUACAGCGGUCCUCCUAAUGUAACUAUUUACCUGGAACUCAAUGCCAAAUAUUAUAAUGAAACGGACGGCCCAGGCCCAUGGCCUCAAUUUAACAACAUCAGUUUUGAGUUUCCGCCCUUCAGCAUGCUGACCCAGCGCGACAUGAUGAAUGCCAGUGUUAUCUGUGACGGAGUUCCCAACUCCCACCAUUGCAUCGGCACGUUCUGCAGCUGUACUGUCACAAAGAAAGUGCCUCUCAAUGCCCUAGUUGAAAUUGUAAUGGUGGAUGUAGGUGUGGUCCAGCGCCAGUACCAUCCCAUCCACUUACACGGUCACAAGUUCUAUGUGGUGGCGAUGGCUUCUCUCUCUGGUGACGUCAGUCUGGAAUAUGUGCGAAAUCUGAAUGAAGGAAACCAGAUUAGAAAAAAGUUAUCUAAAGCUCCUGCUAAAGAUACUGUGUCAGUUCCUAACAACGGCUACACCAUCAUUCGCUUCAAGGCUGAUAACCCAGGAUUCUGGCUGUUUCAUUGCCACAUCACUCACCACCUGGUCCUUGGCAUGGCCAUGGUACUGCAGGUGGGAGAGCUCAGUGAGAUGGCAGAGACUCCUCCCAAUUUUCCUUCUUGCAGGAGUUCUCUUUAUGAUCCCAUAGCUCAAGAACUGCAAAAUCCAUUGCGAUCUAGUGUCCGACAAACCGACCUUCUCUCAUGCAUUUUGGCUUCUCUGCUAAUAGGAGUCAUAAGUGUUAAUUUGUCAUAAAAUUCUCCAUUACAUUAUUGUGAUUCUUAAUAUUUACUAUAAUGUAUACAUUUCUAAAUCCAUGCAAGUUUAUAAUAUGUUUUUGUUUUGCUAGAAGGAGACAACAAAACUUUGUAAUAAAGUAAAUUAUAUUGUUGGAGACAAGA
Homalodisca vitripennis (glassy-winged sharpshooter) is the source of this 2242-nucleotide messenger RNA. RefSeq names its product laccase-2-like. Gene Ontology annotation, molecular function: copper ion binding; oxidoreductase activity. The coding region runs from base 114 to 2096 and encodes 660 amino acids. The record is from RefSeq and is a predicted model, not a curated record. Gene Ontology annotation, cellular component: plasma membrane. Lineage: Eukaryota; Metazoa; Arthropoda; Insecta; Hemiptera; Cicadellidae. The transcript is spliced from 12 exons. Gene Ontology annotation, biological process: iron ion transport.